Molecule: messenger RNA, 2351 nt
Organism: Haliotis rubra (blacklip abalone)
Lineage: Eukaryota; Metazoa; Mollusca; Gastropoda; Lepetellida; Haliotidae
Product: G2/M phase-specific E3 ubiquitin-protein ligase-like
Exons: 8
Coding region: 304-1884 (526 amino acids)
Biological process (GO): ubiquitin-dependent protein catabolic process; protein polyubiquitination
Molecular function (GO): ubiquitin protein ligase activity
Source: RefSeq, a predicted model, not a curated record
CCCGGCCUGUAACCAUCGGCACGACGUUUUCUUCAUUAUGUAACGUAACCAUAUUAGUUCAGUUACAUCACGGAAUAUAUAAGGGUGGGUAUGGCGAUGACACACACAGAGACAACCAAGAGAUUCAUCAUAGGCUCCUGGCGUGUCAACCACGGAUCGAUGAUAAUAAAUCGACAAGAAGAUGGAGGGCGCGGGCUAUGCACAGGUAAAUUUCUGGGAAAUAUAGAUUGCUGUUCCUGGAAUUCACUGAAAGCGGACGUACCGAGACGCAAGUGGUCAGGAUAACCGAGAGCAACGCGCAUCAUGAGCUUUGUGGUGAUGCAACGGUGUCCAGAUUGUGCUGGGACUUUCAAGGACGUAUCAAACCACAGAAUCUGCCAUAGCCGAGGUUCAGGGAAACAUGCACAUAAACCUUCUGUGGUCCUAAAGCAAGUCUGUCUUGAUUGUCGUCGAGCUUUUGUGAACCUCGAAAAUCACAACAGAUGUCGUGGAAGAGGGGCAGGAAACAGGCGGACAUCUUAUCCACCGGUAGCCGUUCCUAGGUUUGCUGAUUCCACGCCCAGGCCACCUAGUGAUUCAGGACAUGGUCAAACUCACCACCAGGAUACACCACCCCCUACUACCCCACCUGUACAAAGUUUGACACCACCCCCUACGCCCCCUUCCUCGAACACAGAGAGACGAACACCUGCCCAACAAGAUGAACCGGAUAUCAAUGCGGUACCUACUGGUUCACAACGCCUUGUCAGGGAGCAUCUAAGUCGAUGUAUGGAGUCUGGAGCCAGCGGGAUCUCCGUCAACCGGGCCAACAUCUUGUCCAGCAGCAUGGCCUUCUUCAAGGAUGUUCGUAUAUCAAACAGGGCUAAGCAGUUAAUGGUGACUUUCACUGAUGCCAAUGGCAGACUUGAGCUAGGCGUCGACACAGGGGGGCCACGUCGAGAGUAUCUACGUCUGCUGCUGGAGUCCAUCGUCGCCGACAGCAAGAUGCUUCGCGGGGAUGAAAACCUAGGAUUUCUGAUUCGGCCCAACAUAUCUGCCUAUUUAAAGAGGCACUUCCGGGUCAUGGGGGUCAUGCUGGCCACUAUAAUUGCUCAAGGUGGACAACCUCCCGCCAUAUUUGCUCCUCCUGUCGUUGAUGCUAUACUAGAUAAAGAUAAGAUGCCGUCUGUGGAUUAUGUGCCCGACACACGGAAGAGAGAAUCUUUAAAAAAGGUGUCGGAAGCUCGCGACAAGGCUGAGCUACAGGAGGCUCUAGAUGAGUGUGACUGGAGAUUCGACCUGGACGGUAUCCCCUCUUAUGUUAGCAUGGACAGUAGAGAUGAGUUCCUCAGAGAAUGUGUCCAGUAUUUCGUCAUACUGCAGAGCAAGCCAAUGCUUGACCAGCUGAUUCAAGGCCUGCGUCACUGCGGGAUUCUGGAUCUCAUCAGAAGACACACGUUACGAGAUUUGCUUGAGUAUAAAUCGGACGUUGAGGUCACAGCUGAAAGGGUUAUGGAUCUGUUGAAACCAAAUAAACGUUGCCAUAGCGACGAACAACAGAUCCUUGUCAACCUAAGCGGAUUCCUGCAGGCAGCUGAAGGUGGCAGCUUGUGUGGCGUGCUCAGGGAGAGCCAGCGUUUGACCCGAAGUCAGACCAAGUUUGCGCGGAGAUUAACUCCAGGGAGACUGCUAGCGUUUGUUACUGGAUGUAGUAGGGAACCAGCUGGCGGGUUCGUGCCCAAACCCAGCAUUGUCUUUAACAGAGCCGCCUGGCGGCUGCCAUCGGCCGCUACAUGCAGUAACCAGAUCCUGAUCACGGUGCACCAGAACUCGCUGGAGUUCCAUCGCUUUUGUCAAGCAAUGAUGACGUCAAUGAUGAACGGUGAAAACUUUACAACCGCCUAGGUUUCUUGUUAUCGUCUUUAGUUUUCUCAUGGAAAACUGAUUUAAAAGAUUUGUUGUGAUAGAUAUUGCACAAAUAGAGAUUCCUAUACAACUGACUCUCACAUACGGUUUACCACCGCCUAGGUUUCUUGUUAUCGUCUUUAGUUUUCUCAUGGAAAACUGAUUUAAAAGAUUUGUUGUGGUAGAUAUUGCACAAAUAGAGAUUCAUAUACAACUGACUCUCACAUACAGUUUACCACCCACUAGGGGUUUCUUGUUAUCGUCUUUAGUUUUCUCAUGGAAAACUGAUUUAAAAGAUUUGUUGUGGUAGAUAUUGCACAAAUAGAGAUUCCUAUACAACUGACUCUCACAUACGGUUUACCACCGCCUAGGUUUCUUGGUAUCGUCUUUAGUUUUCUCAUGGAAAACUGAUUUAAAAGAUUUGUUGUGGUAGAUAUUGCACAAAUAGAGAUUCCUAUACAACCGAC